Messenger RNA from Ceratotherium simum simum (southern white rhinoceros), 849 nucleotides. RefSeq names its product C1GALT1 specific chaperone 1 like (gene C1GALT1C1L). Gene Ontology annotation, molecular function: N-acetylgalactosaminide beta-1,3-galactosyltransferase activity. The record is from RefSeq and is a predicted model, not a curated record. Lineage: Eukaryota; Metazoa; Chordata; Mammalia; Perissodactyla; Rhinocerotidae.
AUGCCCCGCCCCCUUCUCGAAACCACGGAGAAGCGGCCCUCUGUAGUCGACCGGCCCAGCGGGGAGCGCGGCAGCCAGCUCUGGACCACGUGGGCGACCCCACCCGAGGCUGCCUCAGGAAAGGAACGUAUCCAUGUUCACUGUAUCAAAGAUGAGCAGUAUUGGACUGUAGUGAAAGAGAGUUGGACCAAACAUGAGGCAACAGAGCCCUACAGUACUAAAAAUGAUAGGUUGUUUAAUACAAAAAAAAAAAAAUACGAUAUGUGGAUGAUGAGGAAAAUUUACAGAUAAGUCUUUGAAAAGCAUGGUGGCAACUAUCAGUGGUUCUUCCUUGCACACCCCACUACAUUUGCUGCUGGUGAAAAUUUAAAGUAUCUUCUGUUUACUAGGGAUGCAUCACAACCUUUCUAUCUGGGCCAGACUAUAACAUCUGGUGACCUCGAAUACAUGACUAUGGAAGGAGGAAUUGUCUUUUAAGGAUAGAGUCUGAAAAGCAGCCUUCUCAAUAAGUCUGGAAAGUGUGCAGAUCAAAGUGUGAUUUAGAAGUUAUCUGAAGAUAUGCAGCUGGCAGUUGGCCUGAAUCCAAGAGUUCUUGCAGAAAAUGCAGAGGAUUCCAAAAGAAGAGCUGUAUUUAAUACAAAACCAAUUGCACAUCUUAUUCAAGAGAUAAUGUAAUCCCCUCAGCAAGUAGUAGAAGGCUGCUGUUCAGAUAUGGCUAUUACUUUAAAUGUACUGACUCCUAAAAAGAUGAUAGUAAUGAUGUAUGGUGUGCACCGGCUCAGGGCAUUUGGACAUUAUUUGAAGGACACGCUGGUUUUCUUGCAUCCAAAUGGUUCAGAAAAUGACUGA